This is a messenger RNA of Mytilus trossulus (common blue mussel), 8255 nucleotides long. Its product is annotated as mitogen-activated protein kinase kinase kinase 9-like. Gene Ontology annotation, molecular function: ATP binding; protein kinase activity; protein binding. Lineage: Eukaryota; Metazoa; Mollusca; Bivalvia; Mytilida; Mytilidae. The record is from RefSeq and is a predicted model, not a curated record. Bases 47 to 2917 code for a protein of 956 amino acids. Gene Ontology annotation, cellular component: cytoplasm. The transcript is spliced from 8 exons. Gene Ontology annotation, biological process: signal transduction; protein phosphorylation.
UUGGUGAUUGUUUUGAACACGAUAAGGUUGGUUAGGAACUCUGUUAAUGCCUAGUACAUUCUCUUGUCCCCAGAGUUCGAUGGCAUCGAACAAAAACAAUGCUUACAACCGAGUUCAGACGACGAGUAACCGUUUAUGGACAGCUGUUUUUGAUUAUGAAGCCAGGCGUGAAGAUGAACUAACCCUUAGAAGGGGUACACUAUUGGAAGUUUUAUCAACAGAUUCUCAUAUAUCAGGAGAUGAAGGUUGGUGGACAGGUAGGGUGGGUAAUAAAGUGGGUAUCUUCCCAAGUAACUUUGUUGCAAUUGACAUUAACAGCAGUGUUGCUAGUGGACUCCAUAACAUUCCAUCGAAUCGACCCUUUGAAAUAGAUUUCAAUGAAUUGCAGUUGGAAGAAGUUAUUGGUGUUGGUGGGUUUGGAAAAGUGUAUCGUGGAAUAUGGAAUGGGGAAGAGGUUGCUGUCAAAGCUGCAAGACAAGAUCCAGAUGAACCAGUUAUUUCAACGAUUGAAAGUGUCCGACAAGAGGCUAAAGUCUUUUGGUUACUCGAUCACAUAAACAUUGCUGCUCUGAAAGGAGUCUGUUUAAAAGAACCAAACUUAUGUUUAGUUAUAGAAUAUGCAGCAGGUGGAUCUUUAAAUAGAAUAUUAUAUGGCAGAAGAAUCCCUCCUGAUGUUCUUGUUGACUGGGCUAUUCAGAUUGCUAGGGGAAUGAACUAUUUACAUGAGGAAUCCCCCAUUCCUCUUAUACAUCGUGACCUCAAAUCAAGCAAUAUACUCAUCAAAGAACCAGUAGAGAAUGACGACAUUUAUGAAAAAACUUUGAAAAUAACAGACUUUGGUUUAGCAAGAGAGGUAUCCAAGACAACCAGGAUGAGUGCUGCAGGAACAUAUGCAUGGAUGGCACCGGAAGUUAUUAAAACUUCUACCUUCUCAAAAAGCAGUGAUGUCUGGAGCUAUGGUGUAUUAUUAUGGGAGCUAUUAACAGGAGAAACACCAUACAAAGGAAUCGAUGCCCUUGGUGUAGCUUAUGGUGUGGCUGUAAACAAGCUGACACUACCGAUACCAUCUACCUGUCCUGGCCUUUUCUCCAAGCUCAUGUCAGAUUGUUGGCAUCAGGAAUCCCACGAACGGCCAACAUUUAAGGAAAUUCUGUCUCGUCUUGCGGACAUUGCUGCCUCGCCAUUUAUGACUACACCUCAGGAGUCUUUUCAAACUAUGCAAGAAGACUGGCGACUGGAAAUUGAAGCUAUGUUUGAUGAACUCCGUAGUAAAGAAAAGGAACUACGUUGUAGAGAGGAAGAACUGACAAAAGCAGCAUUACAACAGAAGAAAGUGGAGGAAUUGUUACAUAAACGAGAGCAAGAGCUGAAAGAAAGAGAAAUAGAGCUUGUAGAAAGAGAACUUAACAUUAUGAUUUUACAACAGAUUAUGGGAGCCCCAAAACCAAGAAUUAGGAAGGGAAAGUUUAAAAAGAGUCGUCUGAAAUUAAUCAAAGCUGGAGGCCCUGCUAUUAGUCAGCCUUCAGAUUUCCGCCAUAACAUUACAGUACAACAUGAGUUUCAUCCUCCUGCACCGUCAAGUCCUGAUAGUCAUGAUAGUCCACCUCAGUCUCCUGCGUAUACACCAGCAAGACUUCGUGCAAUAGCAUAUCCAGCAUCAGAAGGGGUAAAGGGGAGGACAUGGGGACCAAGUUCAGUUCAGAAGGAGAGACAUCAACGACAAUCAAUUUACUUUGCUGAUGGAAGAUGGUCUAAAAGUGCUCCAACGCUGAAGAAUAUGGGCGGACAUUCCAACAUCGGAGCUCUCAGAGAUUUAUAUGAUGAUGAAAAUGACUGGCCAUCAGACGUGAACGAUUCUAAAAAACACAUUCCAAAUGGUGGAGAAAUGAGCAGUUUUAAAUUGUCAAAUAAACGGUCUGAUAAGUCAGACAAAAUAAUCGAUAGUGCUUUAAUGAACAUGGCUUCUAUGUUGUGUUCAGUGGCUAUUGGUUAUGAUGUACGGGUUCCAAUUCAGAAAGAUGACACAAAAGUGACUCGCAGGAAGAGAGACUCUUAUAUCGGGAACCGUAGAGAUGCUUAUAAUCAAGCCGUUCGUGACUCGUUUAUUGAAUCGGAUGAUGCAGCUGCAUAUCGUUUUACUUCGGCAGCAGGGUAUCCACAUAAUACAUAUCAUGGAUAUCAGGUGAAACGGAGACCAAGUUUAAACUUUGAUGAUCUGCCUCUGCAGUUUAAGGACUUUGCGGAAUGUGACAGCCCAUCUACUCUUCAAUCUACAAGUACACUUACAUCCCAGACGACGGUUCAGAGGAGGUCGUUGUAUGGAAGUGAUAGUGACUCACCUAUUCCAGAACGAACCCAUAACGUUUUACAACGUCAGACAUCAAAUAGUAGCAAUUAUGACACUCCAAAAUCUUCUAAAAAUAGGCAUUCAGUGACGUUUGAGGACGAUGUUUUACGUGAUGCCAAAAACUUGUCAUUUGUAAAUACCUCAUCACAAGAUCAGGGUUCACAAAAUUCCAGGAAUUCUUCAGAGUAUUCAAAGCGUCAGUCAGAACAGAGUGAUCCUGCUCCACCUAUACCUCCCAGGAGAAAACCUAACGGUGAAACCCCUGAGAGGCCAAAAACCUUGGACAUGGGGCCACGCAAUAGGCCCACUCUCACACGAUAUUCUGCUACACAGCCAAUGUUUAACGGGGAAAAAGAUUCUCCACAAAGUUCAGGUGACAUAGUUUCUAGUUCCGAUAAUACACCAUACUUCUCUACAAGAUCGAGUUUGUCACCUGGUCACACCCCACCUCAUAUUGCCCAUCAGACGACACUGCUAGAUAUUGAUGUAGACGGCCAGAGUCAGGAUGGUACAAGACCAUUACUGUAUGGCCAAAAAUUUACAAUUUCUGAUAAUGAUGUACUUUACUGAACAAAACCAGUUUCAGAGCAACUCUGAAUAAUUUUUUUUUAAAUUUGAUUGCUGUAUUUUUACCUCUUUCUAAUAAAUUGCCUUACUGAAAGAAGAAAAAAUCAUUUUUUACCAAGAAAAUUUCAUAUUCAUGUUCAAUAUUUUUUUACUUGGUUUUAAAUUUCAAACUAUGCAGUAUAUUUAUUUUCCCUACUAACUGAUCAAAGCAAAUAUAACAAAAUUGAGAUACAGCAAACAAAAUGUUUUAGAAAAUUGCCUGCAUUUUAUUUUUAUAUUGCAUUAUGUAUUUUUUAUUUUUUUUUGCAUUUAUUGAGUUCCAUUUACCAAAAAUGUUAAAUCAGUUAGUAAAUGUAUAAUUUCUGUGGCUUUUCUCUGUUGUUUUCUCAAAACAUUUUAGUCAAAAAGAUCUAAUUAAUUACCACCUGUACUGCAAUUAUUUGUAUUGAGUUAUUUAUAUACAUUGUUACUAUAUUCUUCCAUUAAUUUCACCUGAUUAACAAUGGAUUAAUUGGCUGCAUAAAAAUAAACAGUCUGAAAAAGGAAAGAGCUAAAAAGUAUGAUACAUGUAUAUAUAUACACAAAGAUUCUACCACUGCAUUGAGAAUUUUACAAUAGUAUUUAACUUCAGAUGGUUAAUAUUAUAAUUUAACUGUUCAUAUUGAGAAAUAUCUAAUUGUGAAAAUAUAAUUAUAUACUAUUCUAUAAAUACUACAUGUACUAUGCAGCCAAUUAAGCCUUUGUAAAUCAGGUGAAAAUUAUACAAUAAUAACCACAUCCUAGAAACAUAGUAACGGUAAAAUUCAAAUGUUAGAGAAGCAAUUUAGUUCACAAGUAGAUAUUAUAACUAGUUCACAGUAUACUGAACAUGACAUGUGAAGCAUCACAUCAUUCCAGUUACACUGUUUUCAUUUCUUACCUUUUUUGGCGGAGGAAAUAUAUAAAUUAAUAUUUUUACAGAAUUUUAAUUAGUCCAGUUAAUGUACUUCAAAAUUAUUGGCCAAACUUUAUAAAAUAAAUGUUGAUAAAAACACAUUUAAAUGUUCUACUGAAAAAUGGACUGAGUUGGUGCAUCUCUUCUUUUGUUCAGUAUAAAAAAUGAAAAGUUUUAGAUGUGUAGUUUAUCUUUAUCACUUAUUGUACCAUGUUGACUCUUUUUAUCCACCGAAAUCUAUAAAAAAUAAAUGAUUAGCUCUUCAUUAAUCCGCAAAGGUGAACGUUCAUAAAUAAUCAUAAAUGCAUUAGUUUGGCCCAUAAAUAUCAAAUUCUCUAGUAUUCUAAAUAGAUAUAUCAAUGGGUCAAAGAUAUUAUGUAUAACAUACUACUUUCUUUUCUCAAUUUCAUAAAAUGAUUCAUUUUUAUGCUGGAAAGUAGCAUUAGAAACUUCCUCCAAUUUGUUUUUAAAUGACUAGAGGAACUAUAAAUGAAAAAUUACUUUCAUUUUGCAUAGGUUUUUCAAUAUAAUCGAAUGUCAUUCUUUUUUUUUAUCGCAAACUACAUUAUUUUCAGAGUUGAUCUGAACGGACUUGUGAUAUGUACAGGUUUUUUUGUAUAUUUUAAUUGCUAUUAAAUCAAAGAAUUUUAAUUAAGUUUAUGGAAGGCCAUUUUAAGAACAAAAAUAUUUUUGUUAUUUGUUAUAUAUACUAUUUGUACUAAAGUGUAUUUGUAAAAAAAAGAUAAAAAGUGAAUGUUAUUUAUAUAUAUUGUGUAUUUUUGUUAUGUAAAAAUGUAUGUAGAUAAUGGUCACUCAUAUAUUCACAAUUUUAUUACUUAUUAUAAUAUAAGAACUAGGAUGAGUGAAUAUUUGUGACGAAAAACCUGGGUAAAAUAAAUCUGACAUCACAAAAUGAAAUCCAUACAAUGGUGCAGUGCUAAACUAGUCAUUGAUUCAUAAAACUGUCUGUCUUCAUUGAGUCGAGGGAUUUGAUUGGUUAAAUACUGUCUGUCUUCAUUGAGUCGAGGGAUUUGAUUGGUUGAAUACUGUCUGUCUUCAUUGAAUGAAGGGAAUUGAUUGGUCCACUUGUAAAUCUUACAGUUGUCAUUGUUACAGAUAAAAAUUAAAUUUACAUAAUGUUGGAAGAGAGGUUUUCAUAAAUAUGAAAAUUGGAAAUUAUUUAAAUCAGCUUUAUUUCAGGAUUUUUCAAGAUUUGACCUAGAUAUCAUAAAAAUUGAAAAUGAAGUAAUAUGAAAAAUUAAAGUAGACAUAUUUCAAGAGUAAUUCUUUUGGAUAGUUUUAAAAAUCAAGAAGCACAGUUGUGAUCUAAAUCAGACUUGUAAGAAAAAUAUUGACCCUUAGAAUUAAUAGGAUUUGUUUUUUGCAGUUUGGCACUUUCUUUAAACAUUCUUUAAACUGGCAAAAAAUUCAAACAUAUGAUGGAAUUGACAAAAAUCAGUAUAUAUAUUCAAUUUUGUCUCUUUGAAAAGUUUGUCUAUAAAAGGCUAUUAUUAAAAGCACAAGGAUUAAGUUUAACUACAGAAAAGAUUACAAGUAUUUUUCACCAACAAACCAUUAUAAACAUUGAAGCAGUUGAUCUGAUUGUUACCAUGGUUACAUAGGGAUCUGAUGUAAAUAGUAUUGAGUUCAGCAUAAUAUCAUUGUCAGAUUUAUGUUACUUGGGGUAGGUGCAAUACUCAAAUUUAGUUACGUUGCUAAAUAUAGAAUUUAUAUGGCUAGUAGAUGGUAGGUCAUAAUAUUAUCAUCAAGCUCCGUUAUAAUUCAUUGAGUUUUACGAACAAGAAAGGUAGAUAAUUUUACAUACUGUGGAUUCGUUUAUUUUUUGUGGGAACCAAUUUUCAUGGAAAAAUGAAAUCUUGCAAUUUUGUGGAUAUUUGAUUCCGUAGUUUUGUCAAAGUCUGCAUAUAACCCAAUAGCAAAUGUGUACUUCGUUGAAUAUUUAAAUUCAUGGUUCACUCGUACCAAUGAAAUCCAUGAAAAUUAGUAUCCCAUGAAUAAUAAUGAAUCCACAGUAUACCCUUGGAUUUUUAUUCACCAAUGUAUUAUUUUUAUUUAACAGAAACUUAUUUGUUUUUGUUAAGUCAGUUUUGUACAUUUUAUUUAAGAUGUUAAAGUAUGGUAGAUGAAAUCAUAUGUUGAUUUUCUUAUGUAAACUUUUAUUUUGUUUGUAAUCCCAAUUUGCCUUUUUAGAAUCUAAAGGAAUAUGGGUAAUCUCUUUAUACACCAAAAUGAAAAUAAUGUUAGUCAUUAGUUGACUUUCUGGGUUUUUUUUUAAAGUUUUAAACCAAUCACAACAUUUUGGUUUAUGCUUUUGAAAUAUUUCCCAAAAUGCAUUAGAUUUUGAAACGGCCAAUUAUUGACCUGUAAAUCACGUGUUUUGUUUUGAUUUGAUUUAUUUCUUUUAAAAAAAAUAUUGACUAAGGAGAGUACUUUUUUUCCUCUAAUUAUAUAACAAGUAGUUCACUAUUUUAUCGUUGACUUGAAUUUUAAUAGUCAGUAGAUGAGAAUAUUAUGACCUACUCUUGUGCUUAUUAUUAUGUAAAAUGGUAUCUACUUAAGUUAGUAGGCAGUAACUGUGAUUUAAAAACACCAAACAACUUUCAGGAGUGAUGUACACUAAGGUGGUUUAUUUGUGAUUACAGUGGACAACUGAGUAGUGAGUGAUUUUGACUAUUUUUAAAAUGACUGAUCCAGCAUAUUCUGAUUUAGAGGUGUCAGGGUUUUGAAUAUGGGAGGGGAGGGGCAGGCCUCUUUUAUAAUAAAUUUUACUAAAGGAAAAUUUGAUCAUAAUUUUUACUGAAAUGGGGAUGAAUUUUUCAUCUCAUUUAAUAAUUUUUUAUGAAAUCAGUUGUAGAUACAUAAAACCAGUCCCACAGUAAUGGCUGAUUUAUGUGUAUAUUGUUUAGUAAGCAGAAUGAAGACAUUAUAAUACCAAAUUUCUUAAUUCACUUGCUCAAAUUUAAUAUAAACAGAACAAAAAAUUUAAAUUGUAUAAACAUGUGUUUACACGGUUUAAUGAAUUUUUAACUAGAUGAACAAUUUUUAUAGUAUCUUAACGUUGUGACUUUAAAUGAUUUUUAGUUAUUUAAGGAUUUUUUUAAACUUUUGAUCUGAAAAAAUAAAAUGUGAUAGAAAUGUGCUAAAUAUGAAUGGCAAUAUUUACCAACGAUCAGCAAAAAUCAAUCAUUGGAAUUAAGAAGUGCAUUUAAAUUGAGCAGAAAUUCCUAAAACUUACCAUAAAAUCAAAAUCGUCCUUUAAUAUUUUUUCUAUAUAAUCGAGUGAGUGAAAUCAAAAGUUUCAAGUUGAUUGUGUAAAAAGAAAAAGUCAUUAAAAUCGAGCCAAGUACUUUUUCAUAUCUAUGUACUUAAUUUGAUAUUAUUUUAUAUCAUAAUUAUUUGAAUAUUUAUAAAUUGUCUCCAAAUAUUAAAGUGCUAGAAGAUUUGAAUUUUCAUGUCAUUUACAAGUCUCACAUAUCACCCAGUGAUAAAUUAUAGUUAGUACACAUGUAUAUCAAAAAUCAAAUGUAUUCCCCCUAGAGGACCCCUACCUAGAUUUUACUUCCUGUUUAGGGUCACACUGAAUUUUCAAUGAUAGUCCCAAAAGAGAAAAACAGGGUUUUGGUUUAUUUUUGUAAUAAUCAUAUAUAUAUCUAAAAGAAACAUUAGAAUAUUAGCUUUCAGUAGAAUAUAUUCUGGAAUAUACGACAGAAUACUGUGGAUUCAUGUAUUUCUCUAGGUACCAAUUUUUGUGGACAAAUGAUUAUAUGGUUUUGCCAAAAUCUACAUAAAAAACCCUAAAGAAAAAAUGUAAUUCAUUUCACACUUUAAUUUGUUGCUAACCUUUAUCAACGAAAACAAUGAAAUUUGGUACCGAUCGAAUAAUUAUGAAUCCACUGUACUGCAAUUUGUAGGUAUUGUGUAAAGGAUGGAAAAGUAUAAGAUUACAGCUAUUUUUAUAAUGCAUUUAGUUUGAAGGUUUGAUAGGCUUGCUUGCUUGUAUAAAUUUUUGCAAACACAUCCAAUAGCAUUAAAAAAGCUGAAGCACAACCUUUUAAUUGAUUGCAAUUGCAAAACUUAAUUGAAAUGCUUGAGCAAACAGUCAUCAAAACAAAACAAGCAAGCCAACCAAACCUUUAACCUACAUGCAUGUGGAAAAAAGCUGUAAGUGAUAAAUGUAUUGCAAUGUUGUUUGGUGUUUUAUUGAUAAGCAUUUAUAUUUUAUUUAAUAGAUCUAACGCUGUUGUAUAUGCUUAUUUUUAUUUUAUAUGAAUUAAUAUAACAGUAAAAACACAAUAUAUUUCUGUCAUCACAAAAUGAAGUGUAUUGAUUUAUGUGGAAUGGGAUUUUCUGAGGAAAUGACCAAAAAUAAAAACUACAACAGAUUUA